This is a messenger RNA of Acanthaster planci (crown-of-thorns starfish), 5240 nucleotides long. RefSeq lists its product as uncharacterized. The record is from RefSeq and is a predicted model, not a curated record. Lineage: Eukaryota; Metazoa; Echinodermata; Asteroidea; Valvatida; Acanthasteridae. Gene Ontology annotation, molecular function: protein dimerization activity.
GCAGCAGCUGAGUCAGCUACAGUACACCAGGGCAGUACAUAUACAUGUAUGUCGACACUAGCCCGGGAAAUUUGAGGCGAAACUCGAAGUGAAGUCGUUUUUGUGUUAGCCCAACCAACUGACUCAUGACAAGUCUCCCCAUAAGCCACAGGAUUAGGUUUUGCAAUUUGGUUAAUAAAUGUUUCUGAGUAGACAGAAAUGCAGUCGUCAUCGGGAGCUUCACUUCUUAGCUGUAAGGAUAGGACAAGAAAGAAUGGUCAGAAUCAUGGCAAGGCAAAAGCCAGUACUUACCGGGCGAAAUCAAAAGUCGCCCAAAGAAACACAAUUAUUCCAGCAGUACAAGUAGUAACAAAGGGACAUACAAAAGCUGAGAGAAAGAGGAGGGUCACAUUAGUUGUGAAAUCUCCCCUGUCUUUGAGUAAGAAGCAACAAAGGUACAAGAAGGCCAAAAACGAACAGAGAUUUAGUAAUGACAAAUGUAAAUUUCAUAGUGCUGAAACAACAGGCCCCAAGAUGGGCAGUUUGGAAGAAAAAAGAGCAGUACACAGGGUACAUGAAAGACAGCGUCAUCAGAGCCUGAAUGAAGCUAUCAAAGAACUUGUCAAGAUACUACCCCCUGGGGAUUCCCAUAAGAGUGUGACAAAGUAUAAUGUUCUGAAGAAGGCAGAUGACUACAUUGAUUUCUUACAAUACAAAAUCGCUCAUCUGUGCCUUGAGCUCAGCAUUGAACAGGAAUUCCAUGAUGGACUGGUCAGUUUUAACGCACCAUUAAAUAUCGUAGUUGGUGGAGAACCACUGGAAAUUCCUGCAGUUACUCCUGUGAGCCCCCAAAUGCUGGAGGGUAUCCAGAAGGCUACCAAAGAUUUGUCCAUAAAUAUGACAAGGAGAAGAGCUAUUGACUCGGAUGGAAGGAUGUCCUCGCCAAGGGCCCAUCAAUUCAGGCCAAGAAAAAAGUCUCCGGAAAUGACAACCAAGACCUGCAAAGCUCAGAACACAACCUCUGGGGCUAAGGAUCAGAUUCUACAUAUGGCAUCUAAUGCAUCCCCAACCCUUCAUGCAGAAAUAUUGAGUGGUGUAACUGCAACAGCCUGCGAUAGUGGUGGUGAAGUUGUUGAUGAAUCCCAUCUUCCAUCAGAAACAAAUUUGUCAAUGGUGGCUGUGAGUCAACCGAGCCAGCUGCCAAAGCCAACCCAUUCUGUUACCUGCGUCUCACACCACCAGCCACCUAAUGAGGACAGUAGCUGGCCAAGAAAGAUUGCAUUAUCUCAAAGUUCUGCAGCUUCCACUGGCAGAGAGGAAAAGGAGACAUUACUGGAUCAUUACAUCCAUGCCAACUCCUCUCUUGGUGGAGAAUAUGCAGUUACAGCAGUAACACCUGAACCAGUUAAAGAAAUCGCUUCUUCGAGCACUGUGCCAACCCAGUCAACACCCUGCCAACAACUUCAUUCUGAGCACUCUUACUCAGCCAGAUAUGUCCCAGCAUACACUUUAUCUGGGCUCUCUAAGGACAUCAGACAACCUGGCAUACCUGUUACAGUUUCAUUCAAUUCUCAUGAACCCUCUCAAGCCUCUCCAUCUGAGACCUUAGAUGCCAAGAUGAUGACCAACAGUCUAGGAAGGCUCAGUGGCUGUGCUGAUGUUCCUUGCAUCUUCAGAUCCUCUGUGUAUACCCAGAAGCAGCCAGUCUCAUUUCCUAUCAAAAUAGUGACUUGUGAAUCAACCAUUGUCCCAAGUACAGUGGUGCAUCAGUCAACUUCUGCAACCAUUUAUUCAUCUCCAAACACUGUGACUUCCUUAGGUUGCAAGAACAGGCAUCCAUCUCGUUACAUUCCAAUUCAGCCUGCUACUAACUUGGCUAGUACCAGUGCAGCCUCAAAAACACUGCUGACCCUUCAUAGGGUGUCCUCUGAAAAUUCCUCAGUACAGAGCAAGGAAUCUACCAUCACACACACUAUUGCCCAGAAACUAGUGGUGGAUCCUAAUCACCUGAAGUUUGAGGACACAAAUAGCUCAAUGGAGUUGAUGUGGAAGGAUCAGAAUUCUGUUAUGACUCCUGCAGCAGCCUCUAGUUAUUCCAUGCGUCGCUCAUGGAUCAAUGGAUUUCAGCUCUUCACUAAAGUUAACCAUCCAAGAUUUAGAGAUAAGUGGCCAAGAUUGCAAGGAAGGGAAAUUACAAGAUUGUUGAGUCAAACAUGGAAGGAACUUCCUAAUGACUUCAAGAAGCAAUACAGCUGUAGAGCUCGUGAGUGGAACCAGUGGCACAGAUGCCAGAGAGAAGCAGCCUGCCAGACCAGCAAGGAUCAUCCAUGAACUAAUGAUGCAUUGCUAUGGACAUCAAGGUAUUAAAGGUUGACUCAAGGAGCCUUCUUACACACUAUAAUCAACAUUCUCCUCUCUAUUAGAACAAACUCAGUGUGGAUUUGUUCUUCCAUUGAAAACUUGAGUACAUAUAUCUGUUUUUCAGUUCUGUGCCAUCGAAUGAACAUUUCAGACCAUUCCUUAUUAAACCAGGGAUUCUCUUGCUCAGCCAUGUUGUUUGUUGAUUAAGGACCCACAUACCAAGUAGGCAUUUAACUUGUUUUGUCAGGCAUCUUCUUCAUUUUAUACGUUUUAUUUAUGUGUCUCAAAUUUUAAAAAGAGCAUAUUUCCACAAUCUUGCACUGCGUAAAAUUUUCUAUGUUACUCUAGCCACCUAGAAACUGGCCAGCUGCAUACCUAAGGCAUGCUGCAUGAGGGUUCAGUUGUCCCAUUUCUAAAUGUAUUCAAUUAUAUGGGGGAAAAUUAUAUGUAGGAUUUUCAGACCAGUUUCAUAUAAUGUUCAUGUUCUUCAGUACACUUUCAAAAUAGUAAAGUUUUCUUAUUUUUCUUUUUUGUUUGUACUAGGUUUUCUUUUUUCCUGGUCAUUGCACUCAGUUUAUUUCCUGCAAAACAGUUUGAUUUAAUUGUCGUACUUCAUUUACAGAUAUUCACGGAUUACACGUUCACAAUCCAUAAGUUUAAUUUCUACCGUCUUUUGAAAUUGGUUCAAGAUAGAGUCACUGAAAUGCACAGAUUUUUAUUCUGUGUGGUGCUUUCUGUAAAAGUCAAUCUGUUUCAAACUUUUAAAUGUUCAAUUUAGAUGGGAUAUGGCUUACACAAAUUUGAGUGGGUUUGCAUCUGUCUAGCACUAUAAAUGUUCUGUGUGAUAUUCCUGUCUCAUAGCCAUUGUAUCAAUAUCCUUAUAUGCAAAUGACUUUCUUAAAUUGAUUCUAGAAUCAGGGCAGGAUUUUCUCUUGUGAUUUUGUGUACAGGUGCUGCUCGUUUCAAAUUAAAAGUAACAGAUUUUAAAAAAGUGUCAGAAUUCUAACAUGAAAACAAGGUAUGCUUUUGUUUGCAUAUGAGUUUAUUUACAGGUCCUGUUUUUGUCUUUCUUUGGAAAAUUCACUUUGUUAUCUGUAAAUUUGAAUUGGAAAGUAUUUGAAUAGGAAGGAUGGGGAUGUUAACAUUGUUUGUUAUUCAGUUAAUUGAAUUCUUGAUCAACCUCUUUCCAAAGACUAUUUGAAUACACUUGUUUAUUAUAAGAAUUCUUAAUUACACUGAGGGACUAUAUCACCGACUCAAGCUUGGGGAACAUUCCUUUAAAAAUGAGCUUCAUACUAAACUGAUAAAGUGUUUGAUAAGAUUGGCCAGGAAGCUUAUAUUAUUGUUGGAGUUAACAAAACAUUUAUACAUUUUGAAUAGUGUGUUUAUUGUCCAAUUUCAGGAAAAUCGUCAAAUUAUUACCAGACCUUUUAGUUGUUUCAAAGAUAGUGACAGUGCUGAAAAUCCUGUGAUCUUUUUGACAGAAAGUGUUAUUUUUCCAAAAAGGUUCAAUUUUCAUUGAUCUGACAUUUGAGUUAUUGUUGCACUGCAGAUUUAUACAGUUGAUAUCAGUAAAUAUUGGUUUUAAAUGUCAAAGAACACAUAAACUACUGCUAUCUUAGUGCAGUGCUCAGCAGUAUUCCAUGUGGUCUUAAUGUACAGCGUACACCUGAUGAAUUUUUAAGAAAAUGUAACUAUAUUUUAAAUUCUGCAGUAGUCUAGUUAGUCUGCUCAGGCAGCGUAAUGUAAAUAGAUUCAGUGUAUUUAAGUCGUAGUGACUGUUUUUUCUAAGAACAUCAAGGUUUACAAACUAAUAGUUCCAGAGUCUGUUUGUUUUCAUCAUAUUGCAAUUGACUUGUUGAAUCAGAUCUUGAAAUGAUCGGAAAAGAAUAUUUAUUGAUCAUAAUACAGCGUAGAACAAACAUAGAACAUUUAUCAUUUUCUGCCAUUGCUUUUCUUGCCAGUCAAUCAGUGCAAUUUGUUUGUUAGUUUCCAAUGUAAAUUGUGAUUGAAAGCUCUUAAAUUUUCUAUUUGAAGCUCUAACAUUGUAGUUCUUUAAAGUGGUUGCCAUUUUCAGUCAACAAUUGGUACAUAAUGAAGGAAUGCAGGACAGUUUUCAACUGUUACCUACUCCAUGCUACUAGAAUCUAGUCCAAUUAUGGCAGGGUUUCAUGGAUUUAAACUGUUCAAAUCUGGCACUACAUCUCAUUAGCAGGUUUUAUAUCCCAACUUUAUUUUCUAGGCAGAGAUCUGCCCUUAAGUUACGGCUCAUUGGAUUUGUGUUAAGAUGCACAGAUGCCUAGGAGGUUGAACAGAGUUGAAUUAUACCGACCAUGUCUUGACCUGCCUGCAACGAACUUGCUGUAGGUUGUCAUUCAUCUGCAUGUUUUACUUUGAAUUGUCCUGUAUGUCGGCAGUGUAUAAGAUAUUGCAGUCAUGACAAAAUACCUGUUAGUGUAUUCGAAUGUUUCGAACCAUUUUCUUGUUUUCUUAAAAGCAUUCAAAAAAAUCAUUCAGAUUUUGAAAAGUCGUUUUGGAACCGCACGAACUUAAUUUUAGAGUCUUAACUUUCACUGGUUAAUCCAUAAUAACACUCUGUUGCAUUAAAAUUUCAUAAAAGUUUCUUAUUUGUUACCAGUUAUAUUUGUUGCUCUUAAUCCAUUGCAUUUACAAAAUGGUAAGUUUUCUACCAACACGUGGAAAUAAAGGACAUUGAAUGAUAAAAUCGUUGAGCAAGGUGUUUUAGCAAGCAGAACUGUACCAAGUAUCAUUACUGAAUAUUAUGUGCGUAAAAUGUCUGGAAAAGUUGGGUGUCACACUGCAUUUCUUGAACCAUAUUUAUAAGAUAAUUUGGUUUCAUCAGGGUUGUGGUAUCAGAGAAAUAAAAAUUAAUGAUGUGU